This is a messenger RNA of Aspergillus puulaauensis, 1302 nucleotides long. RefSeq lists its product as uncharacterized. Gene Ontology annotation, cellular component: Golgi membrane. The record is from RefSeq and is a predicted model, not a curated record. NCBI's taxonomy places the organism in Eukaryota, Fungi, Ascomycota, Eurotiomycetes, Eurotiales, Aspergillaceae. Bases 1 to 1302 code for a protein of 433 amino acids. Gene Ontology annotation, biological process: GPI anchor biosynthetic process. Gene Ontology annotation, molecular function: glycosyltransferase activity. The transcript is spliced from 3 exons.
AUGUAUCCCAUCGCAUGGAAACUCCUCCUUAGUCUCCUCUUUCUCGGCUAUGCCACCUGGUACGCUAAAACACACUUUUACCGUGAUCCUGGCAGCGCCUUCUUUGAUCCCGAGCGGGCAUACGAGCAGCGAUACUCCCUGACCCGAAGGAAGGAAGUACAGCAGUUCAUCGAGUCCCGAUCUUCGACAAACGACACACCAGACCGGCAUGCAGAAAGCAGCAGCAAGGGCGCAACACUCUGCGUGGGUAUCUCGUCCGUGAGGAGGACGAAGGAACAGUAUCUGGAAACAACAAUAGCAAGCCUCCUCACCGGCCUCACAACCCCAGAACGAGCCGACCUACACCUCACAGCCCUAAUCGCCGAACCAGACGCCACCAUCCACCCAGCCUGGAACACCCCAUGGCUCCACCAAGCCCUCGACGACCUCUACACCUACAACACCACCGCAAAACAAACCGCCCACCUAUCCUCCCUCAAAAACGCAGGCCGAUACUCCGAGAAAGGCAUAUUCGAUUACACACACGCCCUAUCCCGCUGCUACGAGUCCGGCGCUCCAUACAUCGGCAUGUUCGAAGACGACAUCCUCUUCGCAGACGGCUGGCUGGUUCGGACAUUACAGGGGCUACGAGGCCUCGAGUCCAAAACAGCCGGGGAUAUGAAUAGCUGGCUAUUCAUGCGGCUGUUCAACCAAGAGCGUUCAACGGGGUGGGCGAGUUCUCGGAUUGGCGGGAAUAAUGAGUUCUGGAUUAUCCUCGGGAUAGGGCUCGGUAUUAUAGCCAUCGCUGCGGUCGCAGGGGCAUUGAUCCGGCGACUACAGAAACGACAGUGGCAGAGCCAGCGCCAGCGCACAAAGACACUAUUCCUAGAGCCUAGUACGCUCUUCGUACUAGUCUGCGUCCUCAACCCAGCGCUCGUGCUCUUGUUUUUCCAGUGCGGGAAGGCGUCUGUUCUCCCGCCAGCGCCGGGGGUGUUCGAGGAGUCCUUUGGGUGCUGUUCGCAGGCGAUGGUGUUUCCGCGGGUCCAGGCGCCUUUGGUUAUGGAGUAUCUGCGAGAAAGGGGAAAGGGCCAGAUUGAUUUGAUGCUGGAUCGGGUGGCGGAGGAGACGGCGUUGGCGAGGUGGGCGCUUUAUCCGGUGCUGGUGCAGCAUAUUGGCGUUGACUCUGCGAGAAAGACAAAGGAGAAAGAGGCGCAGGCGAUUUGGAGCAUGGCGUAUGAAGAUCUGGAUGAGGAUGUGCUGGCACGGAUGCAUUCUAAGAUGGUUGAUGAGUACUACGGUCAUGAGGAUAUUAAUCCUGGUUAA